AUGAGCAUUCGCGACGCCUACCACGCCGGUUCGUGGUAUUCGUCCUCUGGUCCAACACUUACCGCACAAAUUGACCAAUGGCUUGCUGAUGUGCCUGAUGAACUUCCCGGCAUUGGAAAGACUCCCAUACCUGGUGCCCGAGUCGUCAUUUCUCCCCAUGCUGGAUAUGCAUAUUCGGGACCAUGUGCUGCUUGGGCGUAUCGAAGUCUUGAUCUUUCCAAAGCGAAACGCAUCUUCAUUCUCCAUCCCUCCCAUCAUGUGUCCCUCUCCACUCUCGCUCUUCCAAGCGUAACAGCGUAUUCAACCCCCCUCUCCGCCUUCCCUCUCCCCCUCGACCUCUCCACCAUCCAACGACUCUUGACCCUCACAACAGUAGUCAGCAACCGGACCCUCAAAUUCACCACCAUGUCUCAAUCCGUCGAUGAAGCCGAGCACUCAGCCGAGAUGCAGCUCCCCUACCUCCACCGCCUCCUCCAGCGACAAUACCCCGACCGUCCCGAAUCAGAUUACCCACCGCUAGUGCCCAUCAUGGUAGGGAGCACCAACCCAGCCACCGAAUCCGCCUUCGGCAAGCUCCUCGCACCCUACAUUGCCGACCCGGAGAACGCAUUCGUCAUCUCGAGCGAUUUCUGCCACUGGGGCUCCAGAUUCGGAUAUACAUAUUACCUGCCCAGUGCACCAAGUCCUGCCCUUCCUCCUACCAGCCUACCCAACGGGGUCAUAUCAUCUCCCGCUGAUAACGCAGCAACGCAGCUACACGACGACCCAAAUCUAGCUCAGGGCAGCGCCCUCGGAUCGAGAGACAAGCCCGCUCGAAACGAGCCCGCGGUUCAUGAAAGCAUAGCGCAUAUGGAUCGAGCUUGCAUGUGCGCCAUUGCUACGGGAAAGCACGCGGCCUUGCUGAAGGCGCUGAAGGACACUGGGAAUACCAUCUGCGGACGCCAUCCAAUCGGCGUGUUCAUGGCGGGAUGGGAGGAAGUGGAGAGCAAUCAGCAGAAUGCCAGCGAGGUAGGAGAGAGUGGUGCGGUGGAAAAGGGCCGCUUCAAAUUCGUCAGAUACGAGCGCAGCAGUGACGUGGUGAGCGCGAGGGACUCGAGCGUCAGCUAUGUCAGCGCUUUUGCGGUCUUGUGA
Endocarpon pusillum Z07020 is the source of this 1131-nucleotide messenger RNA. RefSeq lists its product as uncharacterized. The transcript has 2 exons. The coding region runs from base 1 to 1131 and encodes 376 amino acids. Lineage: Eukaryota; Fungi; Ascomycota; Eurotiomycetes; Verrucariales; Verrucariaceae. The record is from RefSeq and is a predicted model, not a curated record.